Messenger RNA from Oikopleura dioica, 924 nucleotides. Lineage: Eukaryota; Metazoa; Chordata; Appendicularia; Copelata; Oikopleuridae. The record is from the annotation of a GenBank genome assembly.
AUGCGAUCAAUAUUGACGUGCUUCGAUCUUCAAGUACCUCUACGCCACCCGCAACAAGCGAGGUGGUUCUGCGUCCCAAAUCUUUUGAAGAGCAAAAACUACUCCGUCUUCUAUCGACAUCCCGCCCAUGUCGAGUGGCAACAUCGAAAAGCAAACAACUGGCGAAACUCGUUUCCAAAGCGCGAGAAUUCCCUCGAAACGCGGAAGAUUGCAGAGGAUAAGGAAUGGGGCAAUGCUCUUCACAUCUUCAGCAAUCAUUUAUACAAAAAUGCCGGAUACUUCAUACGGCAAAUUUGUAAAAAAAAGACGUUCAUCUUCCGCGAGUUCCACACAUCCAGCUUCUACACCUUCACGGAUCAGUACUCUCAGCAAGCUCUCGAAGGCCAAAAACGCACUUUCCGGGAACGAAAGAACAUUGCUGCUUUCAUCAAAAAAGAAUUCGACAAGAAAUCAAGGAUCAAAUUGAACGAGUGCUGCCUGUAUCAAGAAGAAUAUGCGUUCAAACUCUGCCGGCUCUUACAAAGAACUUUCGAAAGAAAACUGAUCAGGAGAAAUGCACUAGAAAGAAAAAAUCAACGAAGAAAAUUCGAGAGCUCAACUACUCAAGAUGAUUUCCCAGAAACCAGCGAUCAAUAUGUGCCAAUGACAACAAUCCUGUUCUCGCCGGACAAGGACAUCUACGAAGCUUUUAAUUCAAACAUCGGCUUGUGGAUCGAUCCAAAUAAGGUAAUCUUACAGCCAGAUAGUGGAGAUGCCUCAAUUUAUACAAUAGGAUUCGAUCUCAACAUCAAUAAAGAAGUCGUCUCAAAGUUCAACUUCGGUGUGAAGCAAGGAGACAAGUUCGUGAAUCCCGUCGACGAUCUCAUUCUCAUCCUCAAGUUGAAAAACGGGCCUGAUCAUUACAUAACUCUUUCCGGAAACUGA